This is a messenger RNA of Hyposmocoma kahamanoa, 1901 nucleotides long. Its product is annotated as nose resistant to fluoxetine protein 6-like. The coding region runs from base 1 to 1068 and encodes 355 amino acids. The transcript has 7 exons. NCBI's taxonomy places the organism in Eukaryota, Metazoa, Arthropoda, Insecta, Lepidoptera, Cosmopterigidae. Gene Ontology annotation, molecular function: acyltransferase activity, transferring groups other than amino-acyl groups. The record is from RefSeq and is a predicted model, not a curated record.
AUGCCCAGUUCACAACGCUUGGAAAACCCGUAUUGGGCCAGCGUGACGAAUUAUAAUCUAACCGCUUUCCUUAAGGGAGACCCGUGCAACGUAGUAGUGGAACGUAUAAUAGGUUAUUCUAAUGAAAUAAUUCCUCUUGUAUUUCACAGAUUAACAGCCCCAUACUUGUUCAUGCUGGGCGUGGUAGAGGUAACAAUGAAAUGGUUUGCGUCCAACUCUAUCUUCGAGCCACCGGCAAUGGAUCACGAGACAUGCCCUAAAUAUUGGUGGAGAAACUUACUGUAUAUUAACACACUUUUCCCAGUGGAACAAAUGUGUAUGCUGUGGAGUUGGUAUCUCUCUGAUGACACCCAGUUCUACGCAGUCAGCGCUAUGCUCCUUAUUUUGGCAACAAGCCACUUCAAGCUGUCAGUUGCUCUAACCAGCGUAUUUUUCGUCUCAUCUCUAAUAACGACAGGCUACGUUUCAUGGUCAAACGAUCAUAUCCCCAACAGCGAGGAUCCCUUCACGCAGUUUGACAAGAUCUAUGACAAGCCGUGGACGCGACUCGGACCGUAUCUUGUUGGCAUGGUCACGGGCUGGAUAUUAUUCAAAACCAACCUGAAGAUCAGAAUGAAUCGGAUAUGGGCUUGGGUUGGCUGGAUAAUAUGUACAUUUACACUACUUUUCCUGAUCUUUGGUCUAUACAAGACGGAACUGGGCGUGGCGUCCGCUGCUAUAUACAGUGCACUCUCGCAUUCGCUGUGGGCCGCUUGUAUCGGCUGGAUCAUUAUAGCCUGCUCCACUGGACAUGGAGGUUUUGUGCGACCGUUGCUAGCUGCACCCGUGCUGUAUCCAUUUUCGCGGGUGACGUAUUGCGCGUACCUGGUGCACCCCGUAGUGCUGCGGUACGUCGCCAUGCAUCUCACGCAUCCUAUACACCUUGGCGAGCUGCUAGUGUUCGUCUUAUUCCUCGGGCUGACGGUCAUCUCAUACGCCGUAGCCUUUGUGAUCUCCGUGGCCUUCGAAGCGCCCAUCGUAACCAUGCUCAAAAUCGUCAGUCCGCAGAAGAAGCCCCACCGGGUAUGACUAGAGGCCCCCGCUCCCCGCCAUCAACCCCGCACCCCAUAUAAAAACAACAUAAAUAGUCAUACAAACAAAGACAUUCAAGUGACUGUACCAGAGACGGCACUUAUACCAAAAGUGCAGGCAUAAUACUAAAGUACCAUUGUUAUAAUAAUAUGUAUAUGUAUUGUUGUAGUACAAAAUAUACACAGGGUGUUUACGUCCAUGCCUUCAAUUUUAUGUUUUAUUUUUAUACUCUUAGGAAUGUUUAAAUGAAAAAGACAUUACAAAUGACUGCAUUGAUAUUUUUAAUUCAUAAUUUUAUAUCAAACGUGUGAUAAUGAUAAACUACUUGAACACCAAAAGUAUUGUUGUAGGUGUCGUGAACAAUGCGUGUUAAUUCUUUGUACCUAAUUUAUUUGAUUAAUCACGUUCAUUGAGACGACAAUGGUGACGUCUUUAGGUCCUCAGCAUAUGAGGAGAUUGUAUAUUUUUGUUAACUUAAGGACAGAAAAAUUGUAAUGAAAUGUACUGUUGUUGUUGUCAUAUUGUCCCUCUCUCAGCUCUUGACAUUUGUCGUCACUCAGCUUUCAAAAAGAAACGAGAGCCGGCUGAAAAAUAACCUCUUUUUACUGUUACAGAGUUACCGAUAAAAAAACUAUACUGGCCACUAUCGUGACGUAUUCGUUGGUUUUUUUUUUCAAAAUUAGUGACCCUCUUUUGUUACAUUUCGCUUUUCAUGAAUAACACGUCGGAAGAACUGUUUUUUUAUAUAUCAAGCUUAGAAUAAUAACGCAUAGAAUGAUAGUUUCAUAUCAAACGAACAGUCACAAGUGAGGCAAAAAUCAAAUUCAUGU